GUACGCAAGCGACCCGGCAGUUUCGAAACCUCCGAAAGCGUCAUUUAAAGCCCACGGGUACCACCACUCUACUCUUCGUCCUCCUCGAUCGUCCCAACAACCGCAAUGGCGCAGCAGAGGCUUCUCGCUCUCCUCCUGGUGGCGGCCCUCCUCGUGCUCUCCUGCUCGCAAGGGCUGGUGGAAGCGCGGAAGGUGCAGGUGCGGCGCGCGCCCCUCGGCGGCGGCCGCCUGCUUCCGGAGGCGAUGAUGGCGUACACGACGACGGACUACGGGCCCCCCACUGCCAACACCAACACCCACGGCGGCAUGGUCCCGUCGCCGGACGACCCCUCCUCGCCGCCGACGCACUGACCGGCCAGUCGAUCUCACCGGCAACAACUGUCUUGUUCUUUGGGAUUGGAGCUUUGGAAGAGAAAAUUGGAGGAUAGGAUCGGAAGAAGCUGGUGGUCGUGUUCUUCUCCCUUUUUGGGCGCGCGUGUUGUGUGCUGCUGUGUCUGUGUACUCCAGCUGUAGCUGCUGCUGUGCUUAGCUGAUUGAAGUUUGAACUGUAGUGGGUCCACAGUAUUAUGCAUGUUUUGUUUGGUGAGACGUCAGAACCCAUCAUUGAAUCUUGUCUGAAUCUAGUCAGCUCUAUGUAAAGUGGAAGCGAUACAUGAAUGUACGUAGUAAAAUGGAACAGAAUUCGUCGCCA
This is a messenger RNA of Zea mays, 691 nucleotides long. RefSeq lists its product as uncharacterized. Lineage: Eukaryota; Viridiplantae; Streptophyta; Magnoliopsida; Poales; Poaceae. The transcript is spliced from 2 exons. Bases 106 to 351 code for a protein of 81 amino acids. The record is from RefSeq and is marked validated.